UUUUUUAAGGUCAAGUUUAGCAUUUUAAACUGCAUGUGAUCCCAUUUAUUUAACAAUAAGCUUAACCGUUGAUAAGUAAACUAGACCUAUAUUCAAUAUCCGUUUUAAUUUAAUACAAUUUUUAGUAAAAAAAAGUCACCAAAAAUGACAGAAAGUGGGCUCCAAAAGUCACCAAAAGUCACUGAUUUUUGGAAAGGAAGACCAGUAGACACCCUGCUAUGGGGCCCAGCCUCCCCCACGUCACUCAAGACCGCAACUCGAGGCUAGACCGGAACAAGCAGCCAGGCGGGACGGGCGGUAUGCGGACAGAAGGGCGAGUGGCAGCAGGCCACCGCGGUGUCAAUAUUGCACCUCUGAGCAAUACCACUGGCACGUGGACUGUCCGACACGGGAACAAGUGUGGCGGAAGAUGGAGGCCGAGGGACGCCGGCCGGGAAACUUCCAGUAGGGGGCAGCGAUUUAGUCGGCCACUGUCCCCAACGCACCCGCCCGACGAUCACGAAUCAGUCACUGUCGGCGGACAGAGAGAGGGGUCGCCGACAGGAAUCUUCAGCCAGAUUCACGGGGAACAGGACGAACGGGCAAACGUCAUCAGAGGUCGCGACGUCAUCCGCAGCACAUCAGGGUGUACCAACACAGCUGGCACCACCAGACGUCAGCGGCGGGCCGAUACCAGCAGUCGCCGGCAUCACGUCAUCGGCCGGCGCGGCCGAACCCACCCGGCCGCCAGUCGCCCCGGCAGCCCCCACAGCGAACUGGGCCGCACCUGUCUGCCUGGGACGGCUGGGGGAAGACGAGGCUGCUCUGCUCCGAGUCCCGGUGCUCCUGAACGGGCACCCCGUCCAUGCUCUGGUGGACACGGCGGCGAGCCACUCGUACGUCGCUGCUCACCUGGUGCCGGAGGGGAACUGGAGCAGUACGAGGGGACCGUCCUACUGGCCACCGAGGGGACCAGCGCGCCCACCUCUGGGCGCGCCCAGUACACAGAGGAGGAAAUAGAGUGGUAUGGCCUGACCAUGUUUGAAGCCAUCAAGAAGCAAAUGAACCUAGAAGCAGAGUUGUUCAAGCCAAAGCCUCUGAAGCACCUGUACAGAGCACAACUGCUGCAGAAGCUACGAGACGGCACAAUACCAGAGGUUGUGGACACCCCUGAGCAGUCGGAGUCUUGGUUUUCCAAGAUGAACCCCUUCAAAGAAAAGGAUUCGUCACAUGCCCAUCCUUCAUAACUUUGUUCAAAAUGGAAAGUGGUUUAGAUUUUUUAUUUUAUUUUGAUUUCAGUUUGUUAAUGUACUUGUUAUUGUAUUCUGUUUUUAAAAACUUAAAAAGUUAUGAAUGUGUAUUUAUUUUUAUUUUGAAACCACUUAUGUUUUGCCCAGCUGAAUAUUGAUUACUUUUACCUAAUAUUUUCUUUUUAAGCAGUAAAUAUAAGUUAUUUAUUGCUUGUGUAAUAUGUAUUUUCUGAUUGCUUAUCAUUAAAGUUGGGACAGUACCAUUA
Molecule: messenger RNA, 1495 nt
Organism: Bacillus rossius redtenbacheri
Lineage: Eukaryota; Metazoa; Arthropoda; Insecta; Phasmatodea; Bacillidae
Gene: mRpL28
Product: large ribosomal subunit protein bL28m
Exons: 3
Coding region: 219-1226 (335 amino acids)
Cellular component (GO): mitochondrial large ribosomal subunit
Molecular function (GO): structural constituent of ribosome
Source: RefSeq, a predicted model, not a curated record